Dioscorea cayenensis subsp. rotundata (Guinea yam) is the source of this 2425-nucleotide messenger RNA. Its product is annotated as exonuclease 1-like. The record is from RefSeq and is a predicted model, not a curated record. Bases 19 to 2139 code for a protein of 706 amino acids. NCBI's taxonomy places the organism in Eukaryota, Viridiplantae, Streptophyta, Magnoliopsida, Dioscoreales, Dioscoreaceae. The transcript has 14 exons. Gene Ontology annotation, molecular function: 5'-flap endonuclease activity; metal ion binding; 5'-3' DNA exonuclease activity.
UGGAAAGAGCAUCGGAAGAUGGGGAUCCAAGGGUUGCUUCCAUUGCUGAAGUCGAUCAUGGUUCCAAUCGCCAUCGAGGAGCUCCGGGGCCAGACUGUCGCCGUCGACACCUACUCGUGGCUCCACAAAGGUGCUCUCUCUUGCAGCAUGCAGCUCUGCAAGGGCCUCCCCACUUCCAAGCAUAUUGAUUAUUGCAUGCAUAGAGUGAAUCUGUUACGUCACCAUGGGGUCAAACCAAUUCUUGUAUUUGAUGGGGGUUUCCUACCGAUUAAGAUUGAUCAAGAAACCAAGCGUGCUAGGGUGAGGAAAGAAAACCUUGAACGUGCACUUGAGCAUGAGGCAACCGGAAAUUCUUCUGUUGCUUAUGAAUGCUACCAAAAAGCUGUUGAUAUCUCGCCUUCAAUUGCUUGGGAGCUGAUCCAGGUUUUGAAGAAGGAAAGAGUCAACUAUAUUGUGGCGCCCUAUGAGGCUGAUGCUCAGAUGACGUUUUUGUCCAUUAAUAAGCUUGUUGAUGCAGUCAUUACAGAGGACUCAGACUUAGUACCAUUUGGGUGUCACAGAAUUAUUUUCAAAAUGGACAAAUUUGGGCAAGGUGUUGAGUUUAAGAGUUCAAUGUUGGGAAAAAAUAAAGAGCUUGAUUUUACUGGUUUUACUAAAACUAUGUUACUUGAGAUGUGCAUUUUUAGUGGAUGUGACUACCUACAGUCAUUACCUGGUAUGGGUUUGAAACGGGCACAUGCACUUGUUCAAAAGUUCAAAAGUUAUGAAAAGGUUAUCAAACACUUGAGAUACAAUUCUGUAGCCGUUCCACCACACUAUGAGGAAACUUUUAAAAAAGCCAUGUGGGCAUUUAAACACCAAAGAGUUUAUGAUCCCGCAAAGAAGGAUAUUGUGCAUUUGUCAGACAUUCCUCAUGAUUUGACCCUUGACUUGGAGUUUUUAGGCCCGUGGCUUUCGCAAAGCUUGGUUCAAGGAAUAGCUAAAGGUGAUAUUGAUCCUUUGACAAAGGCACCAUUUCAGGAGAAUGAAGCAAGUGCUAACGUGGUUAGCAAAAACUACACAGAGAAAGAAUUUGUGCCUCCAAUUGGAAGAAAAAGACUUGAUUUGCCUGUACAAAAGAAUAUCUUGACAAAUUACUUCUGCUUAGCGUCAAUUGAAGCGAGGAGGAAAUUCAUAGCCCCGAAGACUAGAAUGCAAUCUUCCUCUGCUAGCAAUGAUGAUCACACAAACAGUGUACCUGAUUCAGCUAAAGAGGCUGUGACAAAAUUCAUAGUCCCAAAGACCAGACCCCAAUCCUCCUCUCCUAGCAAUAAUGAUCACACAAACGGCCUACCUGAUUCAGCUGAAGAGGCUGCUCCAUGUACGGCAACUUACUCCAAAAGUUCCAUGCCCAGUUCUGGGAAACUUAGCUAUCAUUCUUCAGAUGACUUGGUGGAUGAUUGGUCUUCAUUUAAAAGUAAUAAGCUUAUAGAUGUAUCUCCACAAGCUAGGUGUAAUAGUCCAGAACUUCCCUGCUCCUUGAUGGAAACCAAUAUUGAUCCUUCAGAAAUAGAUGAUGCUUGCAAUCCUACAGUAAAAACUGGGACAGUAACUGCAAGACCUAAAAUAAUUGUAAGGACUUCAAACUUCAAAACGAGGUUAAUUGGUAAAGAUGAUCAGAAUAAUCAAAAAAAGGGUCACCAAGCUGACACAGAAUAUGCAUGUGGAGUUCUGAAUAGUUGUCCACUGUCUAAAGGCGCCUUCAGCAGGAAUAACAAUGAAAAUGGCAUAAUCAAGAAAAGGAAGCUACAGCAUGUUGGUGAUGAAAUUCAGGGGGCGCAUCAGUCAAAAAAUAUGAGUUUAAGCGCAUCACUUUCUGAAGAAGGCAUGCCAUGUAAUUUAACCAACGAAGAAAAUACAAAUGAGGUGCAAGCAAAUUUCGGGUGUGACAUAUCCCAUUUAAAGAACUAUUCCAGCAUUGCCGAGAAAUCAAUGGAAAGAUUUGCUUCACUUAUGUCUUCUUUCAAAUAUAAUUCUUCUGGUUCUCGUGCCAGCGGACUCCGUGCUCCUCUGAGGGAUGUCCAAAACACAAGCUCGAGCAGGGCAAGGAUCUGCACCGCCAAUUCCAUCAAGCAUUCAUUUAACAAAAAUAAGAGAUAGCACUAAAUCAAACAAAGUUCAAGUUGGUCUGAUUUCUUUUUUGAACUGUGUAUGUGUGGUUCAUUGUUCUGUCCCAGCCCAAUUUUUGUGUUCAGCAGCAAAUCCUAUUGCUCACAAAUGCAUCUUUUUUCUGUCCUCUCCACCUGUAUCAUUUACUUCUCAUGUUGUGAAUUAGCAUCCAAAAAUGGUUGAGAGUACUUGAAUUUGAGCAUUAUCUUUUUAUUUGUAUCAGAACAUUGUGGCUCUGCCAUUAACUUCCAUUGUUCUCCAAUUUACCUUUUGUUUA